Molecule: messenger RNA, 1635 nt
Organism: Lemur catta (Ring-tailed lemur)
Lineage: Eukaryota; Metazoa; Chordata; Mammalia; Primates; Lemuridae
Product: rod cGMP-specific 3',5'-cyclic phosphodiesterase subunit beta-like
Biological process (GO): retina development in camera-type eye; signal transduction
Cellular component (GO): photoreceptor outer segment membrane
Molecular function (GO): 3',5'-cyclic-nucleotide phosphodiesterase activity
Source: RefSeq, a predicted model, not a curated record
AUGAGGCCAGCACUGGCCGUGCUGCUGUGGUCAGCCAACAAGGUGUUUGAGGAGCUGACAGACAUCGAGAGGCAAUUCCACAAGGCCUUCUACACCGUGCGGGAAUUCUUUGAUGUGUGGCCUGUGCUGAUGGGAGCAUCCCAGCCGUACUCAGGCCCACGCACGCCAACGGCCACCACUCCACCGGCCGACCACUGGGCCCUGGCCAGCGGCCUUCCGCCCUGCGUGGCAGAAAGUGGCUUUGUGAGUCCCGUGCUGUCUGCGCCGCGGCCCUGCCCUGGCCUGGUGCCUCCCUGCCUGUCUCCCUGUGCCGCAGCCAGCCCUCAGCUGCUGUGCUUUGCCAGCUUCCAAGUUCGCCCCUUGCGAAUUCGUAACUACACGAAUGCCUCCGCUGAUGAAGUGUUCCAAUUUCAGCCAACCAGGGGGCGCCUGGGGAAGGAGCCUGCUGACUGCGAUGAGGACGAGCUCGGGUCGAUCUUGAAGGAAGAGCUGCCGAGGCCCAGGAAGUUUGACAUCUAUGAGUUCCACUUCUCUGACCUGGAGUGCACAGAACUGGAGUUGGUCAAAUGUGGCAUCCAGAUGUACUACGAGCUGGGCGUGGUCCGCAAGUUCCAGAUACCCCAGGAGGUCCUCGUGCGGUUCCUGUUCUCUAUCAGCAAAGGGUUCUGGAGAAUCACCUACCACAACUGGUGCCAUGGCUUCAGUGGCCCAACAAUGUUCCUGUUGCUCAUGACAGGCAAGCUGAAGAGCUACUACAUGGACUUGGAGGCCUUUACCAUGGUGACAGCCAGUCUGUGCCAUGACAUCAACCACCGUGUCACCAACAACCUGUACCAGAUGAAGUCCCAGAAUCCCUUAGCCAAGCUCCGUGGCUCUUCAAUUUUGGAACGGCACCACCUGGGGUUUGGGAAGUUCCUGCUCUCGGAGGAGAGCUUGAACACCUACCAGAACCUGAACCGACGUCAGCACGAGCACAUGAUCCACCUCAUGGACAUCACCAUCAUCGCAACAGACCUGGCGCUCUGUUUCAAGAAGAGGACGAUGUUCCAGAAGAUCGUGGACGAGCCCAAGAACUAUGAGGACAAGAAGAGCUGGGUGCAGUACCUGUCCCUGGAGACAACGCGGAAGGAGAUUGUCAUGGCCAUGAUGAUGACGGCCUGUGACCUGUCUGCCAUCAAGGUUAGUGCUCAAGUUGCUCUUCUGGUGGCCGCUGAGUUCUGGGAACAAGGUGACUUGGAAAGGACAGUCUUGGAUCAGCAGCCCAUUCCUGUGAUGGACAGGAACAAGGCAGCCGAGCUCCCCAAGCUGCAGGUUGGCUCCAUCGACUUCGUGUGCACAUUCGUGUACAAGUGUUUCGCCCGUUUCCACGGAGCGAUCCCGCCGUGUCUGAACGGUGCAGAGCGGCAGGAGGGAGCGGAGGCGCCGGCCGACGAGUGCGAGGCCAAGGCGAAGGCCCUGGAGGAGGAGGAGGAGGAGUGGGCACAGAAAUUUGCAAUGGUGGCCCAGCACCCAAGUCUUCAACCUGCUGCAUCCUGUGAGCACCAGUCCCGUGGGGACCCGAUGGCUCCCACACUCCACUGUGGCAGUUCGGCAAACGAACUCAUUUUACAAACGGAACUGGGGCUCAAGGCCUAG